Messenger RNA from Cimex lectularius (bed bug), 2155 nucleotides. RefSeq names its product ABC transporter G family member 23-like. The transcript has 15 exons. The coding region runs from base 41 to 2083 and encodes 680 amino acids. Gene Ontology annotation, cellular component: membrane. Gene Ontology annotation, molecular function: ATP hydrolysis activity; ABC-type transporter activity; ATP binding. NCBI's taxonomy places the organism in Eukaryota, Metazoa, Arthropoda, Insecta, Hemiptera, Cimicidae. The record is from RefSeq and is a predicted model, not a curated record.
AUUAACGCUUUUGACGUUUUAGGGGACAUGAAGGCGUGAUAUGGACACGAUUUCAACAUCCACCGAGUAUGCCCUCACGAUCAGGGGGGCGUACAAGAGGUACGGCCCGACCAGUGUCGUCCUCAAAGGACUCAACAUGACCCUGCCAAGAGGUACAAUAUAUGGAUUGCUGGGGCCUAGUGGAUGUGGAAAAACAACACUACUCAACUGUAUUGUAGGACGAGUAGAACUUGAUGCCGGUGAAAUCUUCACGAGCAGCAAGUCCAGAGCCGAUAUCGGAUAUAUGCCACAAGACAUUGCUCUCUAUUCCGUACUAAGCAUUCUAGAAACAUUCCUUUACUAUGGGCGACUGUUUGGCAUGACAUAUGAACAGAUUGAAAACCGAACUGAUCAACUGGUUCAACUUCUUGAACUGCCUUCUGCUCAAACACUAGUCGAAAACUUAAGUGGAGGCCAACAAAGGAGAGUUUCUUUUGCUGUGGCGUUGAUACACGAUCCUCAACUGUUAAUCUUAGAUGAGCCGACUGUUGGAUUGGACCCUCUUCUCAGCCAGAGUAUAUGGGAACACCUUAUGAAAUUGGCAUCAGAUGGGAAAAAGACGAUUAUUAUUACGACACAUUACAUUGAAGAGGCUCGGCAAGCAAACUUAGUGGGAUUGAUGAGAGGAGGAGUCCUGCUAUGUGAAGAGGCUCCAAAUUUAUUAAUGACAUCACACAACUGUGACAAUCUCGAACAGGCGUUUUUACAAUUAAGUCACAAACAGAAAAAUGCGACCAGUGGUGAAGAAGAACAGGAAGUUAUUGAUUAUCCAGAUAAAAGUGAAACAAAGCCUAAACCACACUUAAAAUCAGAUGGUUGGUUUACAUGGUCACGCUUUAUGGCUCAAUUAAUUAAAAACUGGUUUUUUAUGUGGAGAAACAAAGCAAUGAUGAUAUUUCUACUCGGACUGCCAUUAGUACAAUGUACAUUUUAUAAUUUGGCUAUUGGACAUGACCCAGAAGGAUUGAAAGUGGCGAUAGUAGUCGAUGAACUUCAAGGUUUAAAAGAGUGCAAAAUGUUUUCAAUGAGCGGUUGCCAUUUGGAUGAACCUUUCAGUUGUCGAUAUAUAAAUAUUUUGAGAAAUCGGACCAUAGACCUUGUGGAGUAUGACAGUCUCGAUACUGGGAAAUCUGCCGUCUCAUUGCACAAGGCCUGGGGGCUCUUGUAUUUCUCAAAUGAUUACUCGACAUCACUUGCUGAAAGGAUCAAUUUAACGAAUGACGCAUCGAAUCAUUCUAUUGAAUUCAGUCAGCUUAACGUCUGGAUGGAUAUGUCAAAUCAGUACAUUGGAAAUAUGAUCAAAGAACAUCUGUUGAGUGGUUAUGCUGAAUUUCUAGAAGAUUUAUUUAGAGACUGUGGAUGGCCAUCAAAAGCAGCAACUAUUCCUGUUCGAUUUGAGGACCCCAUAUACGGAAACAAACAUCCCAGCUUCAUUCAUUUUGCUUCACCAGCUGUGAUAGUUGUAUUUAUGUUUUACUUGCCACUGAUGUUCACUGUUGGAGUCCUGUUGUACGAAAAAAUGGCUGGCAUUCUUGAGAGGUGCAUGGUAGCUGGAGUCACAUCUUUAGAGGUAGUCGUAGCACAUUCUGUAAUCCAAUUUGUGGUUUUGUGCUUGCAAGGGUUGUUGAUGAUGAUUAUUAUGUACCAAGUAUUUGACAGUCCUUUUGUCGGCAACUUUUUCUGGACGUCGAACCUCCUUAUUUUGCAGGGAUUGAGCGGGAUGUGUUUUGGUUUCCUAAUAUCUGUAAUUUCGGAUACUAUGAAUACAGCAUCGUUCAUGGGUAUUGGAAGUUUUUUCCCUCUUUGCUCAAUGAGCGGAAUGCUAUGGCCUCAAGAAGGAAUGCACACUAUAUUAAAAACGAUCGGCUGGCUGCUUCCAACAUCUUUACCGACGGAAGCUAUGAGAGCGCUGACAGCUCGAGGCUGGGGCAUCGAACAUCCUACAGUCUAUAAAGGUUUUAUCUCAUCAACAAUGUGGAUUUUAUUUUUUUGUUUUAUGACUCGAUUAGUAAUUGGGGCCAAGAAAGGUCUCAGGAGAAGUUGAAAUUUUAUUUUCUUUGAUUCAUUUUAAAACAUUAUUGCAUUAUUUCCCACAGAAUACAAUAGUUUUAUCAAU